UGGUUAUGAAAUUAUGCUAGCUUUUGAUUUUUGUUCCAGAACACAAUAAACAAAGAUAUUUUGGACUGGAAAUUUCUAGCAUAAAUAUCUUGGACCCUAGGUUCACAUUCCUAUAGAACAUCAAACCAUUCAAAAACUUUUGGAUGGGAAAUGGGAUGAACAACUUAACAUGAAAUCUUCUAAUACAUGCCAAAGUAACGGUCAUUUAUACACUUGGGGAAGGGGUUUUGCUGGCGCUUCUGAUGCUAACUUUCCUCAGCUUUCACUUUCAUCUUUGGGGUGCACGAAAGCUGCCCUUGGAUGGAAUCACUGCUUACUGUUGUCAGGUGAUGAAGAAGUAUGUAUGCUUGGUGUCAAUUACCAUGGGGUUCUUUGUGAUCUUGAGGAAAUGAGUGCAGUGAAGCACCUUUCGGCAGAUUCAUCUGGAGCUCUUUUGAAUAAAGUAAUUGGUCUUGAUGGGGUGAAAGUUGUGAAGGUCGCAGCUGGAGCUGAGCACUCUGCUAUAGUGACAGGCAAAAUUAUUUACCAUGCAUUGAUACCUAUCUACAUUUGCAAUAAGGUCACUCUCCUCAAUCAAUAUUCCUGACAGUAUUUCAAGAAAUUGAAAAUGUUCCUGGGUAGAUUUUGUUGCUCAUGAUGCUCGAGGGAACAAAUCUACAAAAGUAUGAAUCCAGAAAACCGUAGGAUGAGGUCAAGGCAUAAGUGCACUACGAAAGCUCAGCACUUGCUUCCCACGCAGAGCUGAUUUUUUUCUUUUCACGUCAGCUGAGAAAGGUCUGGUUUGUAUCUUCAUUAAUGACCCAUCUGCCGAGACUCUAUCUGAAUGAGUGUUUCUAGGAUAGCAUUUUAGGAUCGUAAAAGCCAUAGCUAGAUGACACUUAUGAAACCAUUCUAAGGUUGUUGUUUGAUCGUGGAUAAUUCAAGUGAAAAAACUUGAAAUGUUUUCAUUCGAUCGUCCAUGUCAUGUCCUUUUCUAUACAUUAAACAGUUUAUGAUAUCCAGUGUCAGCAGCAUCAGUGCUAAUUAGAGUCGUUUAUUGUUUAUUACGUGCUGCAUUGUAGCGCUGUCUGUUUAUUUAUUUAGAUUUUAGUUUUGAAGUUGUAUUUUAAAUAAUAAUAUACAGCUUGCUGUAAGCUAA
Messenger RNA from Populus nigra (black poplar), 1138 nucleotides. Its product is annotated as ultraviolet-B receptor UVR8-like. The record is from RefSeq and is a predicted model, not a curated record. NCBI's taxonomy places the organism in Eukaryota, Viridiplantae, Streptophyta, Magnoliopsida, Malpighiales, Salicaceae. Bases 170 to 586 code for a protein of 138 amino acids. The transcript is spliced from 4 exons.